AUGGUGGACUCCGGGCCCGGCGACGCCUCGACGACGAGGAAACCCUUCUCGGUGCCGGAGAUCCCCCCGCUGGACCGCUGCGACUUCAACCGGGCUAAGAUCCGCGCUAGCGUGCGUUGGCUGCUCUGCAAAUCUUACGGCGGUGCAGAAAAUGUGCCAGUGGAGUUGCGCGAGCCACUCUAUAAGGACCAGUAUGAUCAGGAGCACCUCAAGCCGGCAGUGGCCGAGCUGCUGGUCUCCCCGGAGAUCUACUGUCGAGCCGUGGCCUUGCUUCUCCGGGCCCGCGGCGUGCCCACCUCGGCCUCGCGGGAUGUGCCCUCCGACAACUGCUCCCUGCUGCAGUUCCUUACCAAAAAAGGCGUGGCCCCACAGGUCCAAGAUGUGGACGUUAGCGAGGAUGACCUCAGCUGCACUCCCGUCAAGAUGAACGCCCACCUGGCCGUGAUGGACUCGCUGAUGUCCCUGGCCGCCAGGGAGAUCGUAGACCGGGUCAAAAUGGCGGCCGAGGCCGGGCAAAUGGGUGUCGGGGCACCGUGGGAGAACGCGCUGCUCUUCUGGGUCAACAGGUUGAACCAGAAGUUGAGAGAAAGCACCGAGGAAGAAGAGACGCCCAAACAACCGCCGCCACCGAAUGCUGACCCGCAGCCCUCCCAGGAAACGGGUCCGCCCACCCGCUGGUACUGGAAGCUGGUCCCCCAUGCAAUCGCUUUUUGUUUGAAGGAGUCGGGGAACAAACCUCCAGUGAUCCGCUACAGGAAGGACAAAGUGCAGUCCAAGCUGACGCCCACCUUCCCGUUGGUCACCGCCGUCAAAGAUCUAUCUAAUGGUUGCGCUAUAGCUGCUGUGAUGCACUUCUACUGCCCCGGCGUGCUGCCUCUUGAGGAUGUUUGUCUGAAGGACACCAUGUCAGUGGCUGAUAGUCUUUACAAUUUGCAGCUGAUUAAAGAGUUUUGUGAGAACAGUUUGCAGAGUUGCUGCCUUCUUCCGCUCGAGGAUCUUCUCUAUGCUCCGCCUCUUUUACAUCUGAACAUCAUGAGCUUUGUAGCAGAAUUGCUAGAGUGGUUCGAGAUCAAGAAGCCGGAAUUUGUCCAACCGAUAGAAGCCGUCGAUCUCACAGACAUCUCAGGUUUAGUGUUUUGUACCAGUCCUGUCAGUGGGAACAGCAACAGCGGUUCUCCUUUGUUUGUCUUCAAACAACCUUUUGUGACCGUCUCCUCCCCUGUAACACAAGAAAACAAAAGCUGGACAAAGAAACAAAUCAGUCGUCCUCUGUCCGCAGUGACUUUCAGCAUCCCAUUUGGGCUGGACAGUGAUGUUGAUGUUGUCAUGGGCAACCCAAUAGAUUCUGUCUUUCGCUCUGUCAGCACGGACAGCCUGGCCGCCGGCAUCCCCGCGACGACCUUGCCUGCGGGGAUGACUCGGGUACCGUACAGCCCCCCCGAGGACCUCAGCCACCUGGUCAGCGCCUCGGCACCGUCUCAGCGGUCUUCCUGGGGACCUUAUACGCACUCGGCACCCUUGGGAGUGUUGCCCGCUGUUGAGGAGGCGGUACAAAUGACUCCUGGCGGUAAGGAACGCAAAAAGGAACGGACUGCAGAGAAAGGAGGAAAGGGAGUUUCGGCUGCAAGACCAGAGCCCAGGUUGUGUCCUGAGGGUGCCCCUGCUGGGUUUUUCCUGCACUCUCCAUUCGAGGACAAUCCUCAGCUCAGUAGCUCUGCGCCAUGUCGCUCGGGAGUCAUUUAUCGGCCAGUGGGCGGAGAGGCAAGUAGUAGUAGCGGUAGAGGGGAGAGGAAGGAGAGGCCAUCGCGGGCAACAGAUACGUCACGUGACGAUGACUCUGUCUUGCGAGACGGCAGCGUUGACUCGUCAGAAGCGUCUGACGAUACCCCCAGAAAUGCCCCUGGUAACAUGCGACCCAGUAAGAGUCAUCAGGGACACGACAGUGCCAACAACAGCCCACGUCUGACAAGCUUUGCAGAGCGACGGGAAAACAGAAGAAGGAAUCCCAUCGCUUCUGGGGAAGACUUCGCCACUACCCCGACACCAACGACCCCAGGAACUCCACGCACUCCGUGCACACCAGUAGGAACUCCGUGCCUCAAAGGUCCAGAGCCGGGUUCAGAAGCCUGGGAGCUGGGAGCUCGUCUGGAGGAAAAACGGAAAAGCAUCGAAGCUCAGAAGAGACGAAUUGAGGCCAUCUUCACUAAGCACAGACAGAGGCUCGGAAAAACAGCCCUCCUAAAAAUGAAACGAGAGCAAGGAGAGGGUGGGGGAGAGGCAAUGGAAGAGGAUAACCUCUCUCUGGAGGAGCGUCUCAGUCAGAUGGAGGCACAGCUGAAAAAGGAAGAAGAAAAGGAAAGAAAAGAAAAGGAAGAUGAAAAGGAGAAAGCCAAACCUUCCGUCUCAAACCCACCCCGGCUGGAAAAGCAGGUCACAUUUUCUAUCGACAGUAAGAAAGGACAAGAGAAAGAAAAAGCAUCAGAUAAAGAGACAGGAGGCGAUGUCCUAGUGGAGUAUAAUGAAAUUGUCCAGAAACUGAGUCAUGCUUUACAGUCACUACAGAAGGACAUGCAGAAACUAACUGAACAGCAGCAGCAACUUUUGGGGAACCAAAGACCUAGAAGCUCACAAAAAGUCACUCCAAAGCCAAAAGCUAAAAGCAGUACUAAGGCACCGGCCAAAACCCCGCCUGCCACACCCGCCAAGACUCCUCCAAGAACCCCGACCAAGAAUCCCGGCAUGAGCACCACCAAGGCAUGGAUGAUCCCCACAGGUUCCAAAACAUCCUCCGUGUCUUCGCCGUCCCGACGAACCCAUGCAGUCUCUGCGUCGACUUCGCCCAAAACAAUUGUCUCCUCAUCCUGUCCGGCCCCUCGCACCAAGAUCCACAUCUCAUCCGCUCCCCACAGUCCCAAGCACCAACCACGAACGCAACCUCAUCAGCGACCCUCAGAGCUGAAGUUUCCCCCUCUCAAUCGUGUUUUGACUCCAACUCACACUGUGGAUACACUACCCCACUUGCGCAGGGUUUCACCCAGCAAAUGUCAAGAUCAGACAUCGUCGUCCUUUCGCAUUGGUGGUCUUCGAACUCCUCAGGAGGUUCCUCAAACUGCGCCCCAAACUGAUGAUAGUACCUCAGACACCGCGUCCAGCGAGACCCCGACCCAGUUCAGCCUGGAGCUUGAGCAGGACGAUGCCGAGGCUUCCGCGGUGCCCAUACCGCCUCCCCCAAGGGCCACCAGUGGCAGUAGCUCCGGAGCUCCCUCCGAAUGCUCGUUUGAGAGCGAGACCUUAUCAAUUUCUGCUGCAUUCAGCACAGGACGAGACAAAGGUGAUGCUGCUCUUGCAGAGAAGAAUCUCAGUAUGAUCGAGGUGUCGCUCUCCUCCGUGGGAGGACCAGAGGGAGGUGCUGAUGAACCAACAGAUGAGGCUCAGGACUUUUCUUCUGACUCAAUGAGUGAGCAACUAGAAUCUGCGGCAGAGCGUGGCGUUGUAAUCACUUCCGACGCCACAGAGCAGUUGGACUCAGCCACAGAAGGCGGGAACCUUUCGGACCAACAAACGGAAUCCAGUGAAGGCCAGGCGAAGUUAGACGUUGCGGAACCGCUUGGAGAAAGCAAUGAACUUGGAGCCAGAGGAGGGAUAGGAUUCUUCUUCAAGGAGGAUGUCGACAACGAAGAGGAGAUGGCCCAGCGGAAAGCUUUGCUAUUGGAGAGGCAACAGAAGAGAGCUGAGGAGCUAAAGAGGAAACGACAAGAGCAGGAUCGCGAAAAAAGAUCUGAAUCUUCCGAGAAGACUUCCUCUCCCUCUAACUCACCUCAAGUUGGAAACACCUCUUCCUCUCCAACUCCUCCGACCACUCCAGCACGACGUGGAGAUUUCACAAGAGUGGAAUACGCCCGUCGGCAGCAGCUCCGGCUCAUGGACGACCUUGACAAGGUGCUGCAGCGGAAAUCUACCAACCAGGGGCGAUCGCCUGUGAGGAAGACACGGGCACGGCCUCGCAGCGUCACCAGGGAGGAAACCAAACUCUCUUUGAGCCCUGCCAAAAAAUCCACAGCCCCUAAAAUGACCAAGUCUCAUUCUUCACUCAACCUGACAGCCACAGAUGUGCCUGAAACCAGUGAUGCAGACAAGAAAGUCCAAAGCCGACCUGAUUCACCCGCCGGAUGCUUGACGCCAAGCCGACUUGCAAAGCAGAACGGAGACUGGGAAACUGGUUCGAAUGGAACCUCGCCUGCACCAGAAUACACAGGUCCAAAACUCUUCAAAGAACCAAGUUUCAAGUCGAAUAAGUUCAUCAUCCACAAUGCACUGUCUCGUUGCUGCUUGGCUGGGAAGGUUAACGAAUCCCAGAAAAACAAGAUCGUUGAGGAGAUGGAGAAGAGCCCCGCCAACCACUUCCUCAUCCUCUUCCGGGACGCCAGCUGCCAGUUCCGUGGGGUCUACACGGCCAACCCCGAAUCCACAGAGCUGGUGCGCUUGACCGGCGUCGGCCCUAAGACCAUAAACUCGUCCCAGGUGGAAUCCAUGUACAAGUACAGCUCGGACCGGAAGCAGUUCAGCACCAUCCCUUCUAAGACCCUUGGCAUGAGUGUAGAUGCGUUCACCAUCCCUGGACAUCUAUGGCACGGUGGGGCAGCGGCAGCUGCAGGAGGUGGGGGCAGCAGAAGGGCGAGCGUCACCAAGAAAGCGCUCGUUUCCAAGUGA
Nerophis lumbriciformis (worm pipefish) is the source of this 4710-nucleotide messenger RNA. Lineage: Eukaryota; Metazoa; Chordata; Actinopteri; Syngnathiformes; Syngnathidae. The record is from RefSeq and is a predicted model, not a curated record.